AUGACCCUCAAAAGAGAGCAAGUGGAGGAACCUAACAAAGCUAAAAGGACCAUUGCCUUCAAAGUAUCUUCCGAAAAAUCAAGUGAUGAAGAUGAUGAGUUUGAUGAGGAAGAAUUGGCUCUAAUGACAAGGAAAAUAAGAAAGAUGCUCUUCCAAAACAAGAAGUUCAUCCCAAAGAGGAACUUCAAGAAGGACAAGGGUGAAAGUAGCAAGAGGGAUCCUCCCAUAUGCUUUGAAUGCAACAAACCAGGUCACAUUAGAAUGGAUUGUCCCAAAUUGAAGAAGCCUUUCAAGAAGUUCAAGAAGAAGGCACUUAAAGCAACAUGGGAUGAAUCAAGUGACUCCAAAGAUGAGGAGAUUGGUGAUCAAGUUGCCCAAAUGUGCUUCAUGGCAAUGGAGGAAAGCUCCAAUGAGGUAACUUUAAAUGAUGAUAUUGUUGAAUUUUCUUAUGAUAAACUAGUUAAUGCUCUUAAAGUUAUGAAUUAUGAACUAGAAUUAAGUCAUAAGAGAAAUAAACUUUUGAAAAGUGAGCUUGCUAGUUUAGGGAAGGAGAAUGAGAACUCAUCUAAGGUUGAUAGACCUUUAGAUAGUAAUGUGCAAAAAUCCUUAGAUGAGCUUUCAUUAAAAAAUGAGAAGUUGAAAAAAGAAAUUGUUGAGCUAAAAACUUCUCUUUCCAAAUUUGCUAAAGGAAAGGACAAACUUGAUGCAAUUUUGGACUCUCAAAGGUCUCCUAGCAUCAAGUAUGGACUUGGCUAUAGUAAAUUUGCCCAAGCACCUCCUUCCAAGACUAUCUUUGUUAAAGCAUCAAGUUCUAAUGAGCCUAGUCCUCAAAUGCCUAAUCUAAAGGGUUCUAAUCCUAGAGGACAAGAACCAAAGACAUCUAGUGGAAAUGAAACUAGAAAGAUCUCAAUUCAUCAAAAUGCUUCCAGACAGAAUGUGUGUUUAAAAUCCGCAAAGCUUGAAAGCAAGUGGUACUUGGAUAGUGGAUGUUCAAGACACAUGACCGAAAAUGCCAAUCUCUUCCUUUCACUUGAAAAGAAAGAUGGAGGUAAAGUUGGUAAAGAAAACUCCCCUAUUCUUGACAAAGUACUUUUGGUUGAUGGUUUAAAACAUAAUUUGCUUAGUAUUAAUCAAUUAUGUGAUAAGGGCUGUAGAGUUAUUUUUGAGUCCAAAUCUUGCUUUGUGUCUAGGAUGAGUGAUAAUAAAAUGUUGUUUAUUGGUGAAAGAAUUAAAAAUAUUUAUGUUAUCGAUUUGCAUGCUUUGUCUAAAAAAGAUGCCAAGUGCUUUGUUUCUAUUAGUGAUGACUCUUAG
Hevea brasiliensis (rubber tree) is the source of this 1311-nucleotide messenger RNA. RefSeq lists its product as uncharacterized. Gene Ontology annotation, molecular function: zinc ion binding; nucleic acid binding. The record is from RefSeq and is a predicted model, not a curated record. The coding region runs from base 1 to 1311 and encodes 436 amino acids. The transcript has 3 exons. Lineage: Eukaryota; Viridiplantae; Streptophyta; Magnoliopsida; Malpighiales; Euphorbiaceae.